GUGCACAAAUGUAUCAAUGACGCUGAGUAUGGCACAUCUUCGAGGGUUUUGUUUUUUUUUUUGUUUUUUGCGUCCACCCCUUUUAUGGCAGAUUAAUUUAGCAUUAAAUUAAACACCAUUCUGGGCGUUCAAUUUUCUAUACUCAUUUAUGUUCGUACAAUUGCGGCUACAAAUCGUGCUCUAAGUUUCUACAGUUGUAUUUCUUACUUACAAGAACAGCGUGAAGGAAGCUUGCCACUGAACAUCUACCAGUUUACCAAGCCUGCCUUCUACGUGAUCAUUUUGCUUACCAUACCGUACGGCGACUCACUCUCUGUGACUCUUGUUGUGAUUGACAGGGUCAUGCUGAACUUUCGUUUUGUGUUCUGGCGUCUCCACUAUGUUUUGAAUGUUUAAAGGACGAUGUCGGACAUACUGAUGAAGGAAAUGGAUAGUCUGUCGGUCGGCCCAAAGAAGUCAAAGGAGUUGAGGGAGGGGGCCCAGAGCUUCCUGCUGGUAGACGAACAGGAAAACCUGCAGGUGAAAAAUGACGCUGAGUUUGUGGAGAGGCUCGGCUGUAUGGACGUCACUGGGGUCAAGGUCCUCUCCAUCUUUGGCAACACCGGCGAUGGCAAGUCCCACACGCUCAACCAUAUCCUGUUUGGGGGUGAGAGCGUGUUCUACACCUCCAAGUCCCCCAGCUCCUGCACGGUGGGGGUGUGGGCCGCUUACAAUCCCUCCCUGGGCCUCAUCGCCCUGGAUACAGAGGGUCUGUUGGGAGCAGCUGCUAAUCAAAACCAGAGAAUGCGUCUUCUUCUAAAGGUUUUGGCCGUGUCUGAUAUCGUCGUCUACCGCACGCGGGCGGAGCGUCUCCACAAUGACAUGUUCCAGUUCCUGAGCAGCGCGUCCAGGGCCUACCUGAAGCACUUCACCCGAGAGCUGAAGGCUCUGUCCAGUCGGUGCGGUCUGGACGUCCCCCUGUCGUCUCUCGGACCUGCGGUCAUCGUCUUUCAGGAGACGACACACACUCAGCUGCUAGGCCAGGACUCGAAGGCGCCCGGUUAUGCUGACACUCUUCUUCAGAAGCGUUUCCAUGACUUGAGUUUGGGGACAGAGGCCUUCAGCUCGGUCCAGUACGUCGGCACUCAGACCGUCACGCCCCCCACUGACUACAGCAAGCUGCUGGAGGCCGUCAGGCAGCAAGUGAAUAACACUCACACGCGCUCCCCGCGCCAGCCUGGGAUUGUGUUUCAUGCUCUGGAAGCUCUGAGCGAGCGUUUCAGUGGAGAACUAUUAGACGAUAAAAUUACGCUGUACUCCUUCUUCCCUGAUGAGUACUUCACCUGCUCCUCUGUGUGCCUCAGCUGCAACAUCCGUUGUAAAAACGGCAUGAAUCACCUCAGAGACCGGGUCCCCCACAUGGCAGAUGGACUCUGCCAGUUUGCUCACCAGUUCAACAACAAGGUCCUCAUCUGUAAACGGUGCUACGAAGGAGGCAGGGAGGUGAUCGUUGUGCCCAAAACCUCGGCUUCUUCUGACAACCCGUGGUUUGGGCUGGCCAAAUACGCCUGGUCAGGAUAUGUGCUGGAGUGCGCCAGCUGCGGCGUGAUCUACCGGAGCAGGCAGUACUGGAUGGGCAACCAGGACCCUGAAAGCGGCGUGGUCCGCUCCGAGGUCAAGCACGUCUGGGAGGAUUCCGACAUGUUCCUGACCAGCCACCAGAACGCGGCUCAAAGGGUUCUGGACGGGAUGAACUACGUGAUCCAGUCGGUGUCUGAGUAUGGAACCGGACCCACCAAAGCCGUCACUGCCUGGCUCACCGACCAGGUGGCUCCGCCGUACUGGAGACCCAACGCAGAGAUCACUGCCUGUCAUGGAUGCCAGAAAGAGUUCAAGGAGGCGGAUCGGAAGCAUCACUGUCGAUCAUGCGGCGAGGGUUUCUGUCAUCCCUGCUCCAACUACAGGAUGCUGGUGCCACAGCGGGGCUGGGGAAGCAGUCCUGUCCGGGUGUGUCAGCCCUGCCACCAGGGGGGAGGACCCACCGACACCAACAGCCAGGUAGUGAGUAAAGUGGAGUCUCACAGUCUGAUGGCUCGCAGGGUGACAGAGGUAGCUCAGUCCACAGUGGAUAUGGUGACCACGGCGUUGGACUACCCCCGCUCUUUCGUGAAGGACGUGGCUCGGCCAGACUACUGGGUCCCGGACCACAGCAUCACCAAGUGCCAUGAAUGCAAUAAGGACUUCACCCCGGCCAUGUCCAAGCACCACUGCAGGGCCUGUGGUCAGGGGGUGUGUGGCCCCUGCUCCACCCACAUCAAACCUGUUCCUUCCCGAGGCUGGGACCACCCGGUCAGGGUGUGCAACGGCUGCUUUGCUCGCACCGACACCCUGUGACCACCCGCCAUGUUCGGAACAACUUUCCAGUCUUCCUCAGAUGGUCCCACUCAGCACUGUGAAUCCCAACGCUGCUGCUCCAGGAACCUGAGAGAGAUCAACCCAACGGCAUUAAGAAACUGAACUGGAAUCAGCUUUCAUGGGGACUAAAGAGGAGCCUCAGAGGCUUGAUCUAAUCACUAAGGUGGGAUGCUGUCAGCUCUGCUGAAGUAUCUGUUUCACUCUUAUCUGCCUUUAUUUUACAAACUGGUUUUGCGUCGGUUAUAAGGCGUCAUAUCCAGCUGCAGAUCACUUUUUCUGCAGCCUCUCAGCAUCAAGCAACUUUGAGACGAACUGGACAAAAAAACAAGCAGCACAUUUAAUAUUUAUCAUGUCAGAUGUUUAUCUCCUUAGUUCUCAUUAAGUUGCAGCAGAACUUAAAUUCUUAAACUGAAGUUUAUAUUAUUGUUUCUUCCCUUCCUGCAGCGGGCUGCUGAUACUCACCAUACUGACUAACUAGUUAAUUUAAAGUAAAAGGGAGUUGUUUGGAUUUUCUUCCCAAGCCAUAGGAAGCAUCUUUUUGGUCUCUCGUUGCACAAAAAGCAGAGACUGAAAAUCUUGGCGUUAGAAAAACAAAGUUUGGGGUGUUCCUGUGGUUCACGAGGUUCAUCUGCAGCAGCGUGUGCCUUCAUGGGUAUAUUUCUACUCAAUUAAACAUAUCGUUAAUUAUGGAUUUAUAUCACUUAUUGCCUUGACCAUCAUUUACAGUUAUAUUUGCUAUAUAGCGAAAGCAAUGAGAAUAAAAUUGAUAUCUUAGCACAUUUAGACAUUCCAGUGGGUUAAAAACCCUGAAUAUUGGAGUAGAUUUACUUCUCAGAAACCUGAUGCAGCUGCACUAAACCAGAAAUGCAGUCUCCUCUAAUCACAUGUAAAUACAACAUUGAAAGUCACUUUACUUUGUCAUAGAUUCUUGCUUUAGUUUAUUUUUCUGUGUAAAAUGCAGUUUUUAUUCAAUUCUGGUAAUUGAAACUCUUGACUUUGAUCUUAAAUAAAAUAACAUUGACCAAAAAAAAAAAGAAACCAAUUGUCUCUGUGUGACUGAAUGUCUUUGCUUCGCAGAUGAACAAUACAUCAGCUUUUUACUCACCUCUAAAAUGUGAGCUGAUGGGAAAGUCUUAAUGUACGGUGAGAAUUUUCAGCCUUGCAGCCCACGAUACCAGGAAUUUACUGCAUUUCAAUUUAUUUUCUUAGUUUUGGUUUACAAAAAAUGUGAUACCAGCAGACUUGACAAGACAAACAGGUUUGAGAAAACAGUCUGCACACAAAAUUCUAAAUAAUGGCAUUUCUCCACUAGUAAAGUAAAAAAAAAAAAAAACACUUGCAAAAAGCUCUGUUUGUGGCCUGGUUUCAAAAAGAAACACAACUAAGCAAAUCAUAAAAUUGCAGCAAUGGCUUCUUAAUUUGUAUAAUCUAGUUGUAGAAAAAGGAUUACACACAGAAAAACAGUGACAAGCGUCAGUUACAAAGGGGGACAUUAAUGUUCAUGGCUCCCAGUAUGAUUCUCAUCUUGGCAGAAUAAAGCUUUUCAAAUGAACAGAUUUUGUGUUUAUAUAACAGACAGCUGAUUUAUUCACAAUAAUUAUAGUGUUAGCUAGAACUGUGUUUUCUUCUGGUGACAUUCUGUAAGUGUUGAUGUUUGGACAAUGAUCUGCAGUAAUCAUUAUUGUGAGUCAGCUCAGUAUGUGACUCACUUGUAUUUGUAAAAAGUUUUGGUUGUGUGUCUAAUUCACUUUUGAUUAAGGGCUGCAGAGCUGUCUUUUCCUAAAGCGGCAUCCAGGUGACCUUUAAAGGCACUGAUACACACAUCAUGCCACAAGGAAAACAUCCAAUUUGAGGUUUAAUAAACUUGUGAACAUUUAUGUUGUUUUUCUUAAAAGCAUAACCUUUAUCUCGUUCUUGAAAGCAGACAGACCCUUGCAAAAGUUGGAUUUGUUUUACUAAAUUUUACGCACUAUUCAAUUUUCUUUUAGGUGUGUGAUCUUUGUUUGCAGUACCUUAUCUGUACACAGGAGGGCGCCCCAUGAACAGCAGCGCAACAACACAGGAGUGUAAAAUUUCACAUGAGACCACCUGCUGCUGACUGUUCAGACUGUCUCGGUGGUGGGUAACUACUAAGCCGUCCUGGUUAAAAGCCAGAAAAAGACGCUUCUCUGGAGCAACCUGGUUCCAAAAGUUUAUGCUCCCUUCAACAAUUACUUUGCUUUCUUUGCACAGACUCAUUUGGAAAUAUUUUUCCACUCUACAUUGCUGAGGUUUUUUGUAUCUAACAAUGAGGACAUUUCUGGUCCUCAUCCCUCUUCAGACAAUGUAUGAUGUAUCAGA
Messenger RNA from Gambusia affinis (western mosquitofish), 4734 nucleotides. RefSeq names its product zinc finger FYVE domain-containing protein 1. The record is from RefSeq and is a predicted model, not a curated record. Gene Ontology annotation, molecular function: metal ion binding. The transcript has 12 exons. The coding region runs from base 403 to 2373 and encodes 656 amino acids. NCBI's taxonomy places the organism in Eukaryota, Metazoa, Chordata, Actinopteri, Cyprinodontiformes, Poeciliidae.